AACCACCACCGCAUCAAGUCAUUGCAGUCAGCCGCGCAACCAUGGUGUACCGCUGGGAGCAACAUCGGCAGACCUGCUAUCGCCUCUAUGUAGAGGAGAACAAGUCGAUUGAUGAGGUGGUGCAUUACAUGCGGGAACACCAUAACUUCACUCCGAGCCGACGCGCGUUCCAGGGAGCAUUCUCCCGGUGGGGAUUCCCCAACAAGUUGAACCCCGCCUACAAGAACGAGCAGCUCGUCGCGCGUGUGAAGGAGCUAUGGGAGCGCAAUUUCUCCCAGAAGGACAUGAUCUCGACCCUCGUCAGUGAGGGCUACGAUGUCGGCGAGCGGGAAGUGACUCGCAUCCGGUUCAAGCACGGAUGGAUGCUGCGCGCCAACAACCCGUCCAUUGCACGGACUGGGAGUGCCGAGGAUUGUGACGAUGCAGGGCAUGCCGAGCAUGGCGGUCCCAACCAUGAGAGUGAGAAUCCCGGCGUUCAUGAAGACCAGAGUAAUUAUUGGAAUUAUGGAGUGGGCCCGCUGGAAACCCCUGAUGUCCAGGUUCAAGAGGAGACCCUCGAGGCCAUGCGCGAGGCUCGAAGGGAAUACCGGAAGCGGCAACUCGAGGCUGAGAACGAAGAGAGGUGGAUGACCAAGAAGCGGCGGCGCCAUACCAGGGCAUACGGCAUCCUGCCCCCUGACCCGCCGGGGGUCCCACCACGCUUCCCGUCUGAGACGACACUCACCGAAUCCAAGCAGAUACUGCAGCUCGACCCUGAGGCCUACAAGGCGCUUCGGGAGAAGUUCUACUCCAUCUGCGUGAAUGCGGGCGUCUACAAGAAGACGCUCGUUGGUCCGGAGAGGUGGGAGGCGCUCAAGGAGCAGCUGAUCCGCGAAAGCAUGCACCUCCGGGCCGUCAUGUGGGACCAGACCGACAUUGACAAGAAGAAUCUUGCUGUCGAGAUUAUUGCCUGCGAUGUCACCAAGAGGAUCAGGGUCGAGUCCACCGCCAUGCAUGUGGCCGACGCCAAGGUCAUCCUGGGACUGAACCCGGACCAGGGCUACGCUGUCCGCACCCGGAUGUACAACCUCUUGGCUCAAGAGAAGUUCACCAACAAGUUCGAGGAAGGAUUUGACUACUUUGAACAGCUCAAGCAGAGGUGGAUUGCCGAGUCCCCGGAGCUUAGCGGAGUCGUUGCGGCCGGCCCGGCAGAUCCCGACUACCAGCGCAAGAUGAAGGCCAUCAACGUCCUCUGCCGUGACGCUACAAGGCGGUACCGCAGCGAUGCGGCUCGCCUAGGACGGACGCCGGAUGUCAAGCCGCCGACUCAGAAACCCGCGACGCCUAAGCCGCGCAAGAAGGCGACUCCCAAUCCGUCAGCGAAGGCUGCGGGCAAGGAGCCGGCCCAGGCAGCAUCAUCACACACGCCGGCAUCCGAGAUCACCGACACAGACUCGCAAGCAACAGAGUCACCCCCGCCACCACCUCAGCCCCGCCGGCGUGGACGCCCCCCUGGGUCGCGCAACAAGAAGUCGCUGCCACAUGUCGAAUCUCGCCUGGUCCUGGCAGACGUUGAGGAACCCCGAGAGGGUCAGCAAAUGGUAGACCCGCAGCUUCGCGCCAGCGUGCUCGCUGCGUCCCAGAACCAGGACCCGUUGCUCGACGGGCAGUAUGGGCAUGGAUACGCAGCACCACAGCACGCACAGGUCUUCCAGCAGCCGCAACAGCCACAACCACAGCAGCAUCAGCAGCAAGCAACACCGGCACCAGCCUCAUCCGGCGCCAUCGCCGCCUUCUUCCGGCUCAACCCCGCGCAGGCGGCCAUGUUCCCGGGCGUCCCGGCGCAGUGGAUCAGUCCGCUCAGCUCGCGGACCAUGGCCGAACUGCGGAGCGCGGCCAGGCAGAAGACGCCUGGCGCUCUCUGCUACAAGAUUGAGGGCAUCGUCAAGGAUGGCAAGGGCGGCGAGCUGCCGCUGCCGGUGAGCGACGAGGUCGAACUCGAGACAUAUCUGCAACAUGUCCAGGGUUUGGGCCAUGGGGCACCGACGUUCAAUGUGCAUGUCCUGCCUGGGGUGGGAGGGCAGUGAGGGAUGGGUAUCUUGGUGGUUGUCCGAGGGUAAGAAGAGGGCUAUGGAUAGAGUGGUAAGUUGCUUUCUCGAUGGCUUGACUUGCACAGGCUGGAUUGUGGGAGUGGGUGGCAAGAGGCUGCUGCAUGCAAUCUCUUGCAUCUAUUAGGUACCUCGGACUCAAUUGAAGCGAU
Parathielavia appendiculata is the source of this 2239-nucleotide messenger RNA. RefSeq lists its product as uncharacterized. The transcript is spliced from 2 exons. Lineage: Eukaryota; Fungi; Ascomycota; Sordariomycetes; Sordariales; Chaetomiaceae. The coding region runs from base 42 to 2066 and encodes 674 amino acids. The record is from RefSeq and is a predicted model, not a curated record.